AUGUAUGGGGGUGGGGAGAAAGGAGGAAACCCUCGGCCACCUCCCUUGAGGAUUGGCCGGUUGGGUUUUGGCGGGAGUAUUGUGGCCCCGCCCCCUACUCCUUCCCUUUCUCAUCGCCACCUGCCGCAGCUGUUUGAGGGAGGUACUAGUCGGAGCCGGGACCUUGGAGGCGAGAUCCCGGAUGCCCCUCGAGGGAGCUCCGUGGGGCCUGCUGGGCCUUUGCUCUGCUCCAAGAGGGACUGCCUCGCUCAGCACCCCCUCACUCCCCAGCCCUCCAGAAUGAGCAGGGACAGCUCCUCGGACGGGAGCGCCGAAGAAGAUGGAGAGAAUGGGGUGUCGGGAUGUCAGGAAGAAGACACUUUCAAGGAUAUAUCCACGUACUUUUCCAAAAAGCAAUGGAUGGAGCUGAGAGAAUGGGAGAAAGUGCGAUUUAAGAAUGUAAAGAGGAACUAUGAGGCCAUGAUUAAAAUAGGUCUCAGUGCUUCUCGACCAACUUUCAUGUGCCGGGGCAAGCAAAAUAGGAGAGCCAAAGUAGAAGAAUCUGGAGAUUCUGAUGAAGAAUGGGUACCUAAGCAAUUAGAGUGCAGAAAAAAGGAGGUUGCAGUCCAUAUCUACAAUUUGCGGGAACGGAAGUAUCGAAUGUACCAAGAAAUCUGGGACCCUCAGGAUGAUGACUAUCUCUUCUGUGAGGAGUGUCAAACUUUCUUCUUGGAAGCCUGUGCUGUUCACGGGCCCCCAAAAUUUGUCCAGGACGGUGCCAUGAUCAAGGGAUAUCCUUACUGCUCAGCCAUCACCCUGCCCCCGGGGUUAAGAAUUGGACUUUCGGGAAUUCCUAAUGCAGGACUUGGUGUAUGGAAUGAAGGCUCAAAUCUACCCCUGGGUCUGCACUUCGGACCCUACGAAGGGAAAGCCACAGAGGAUGAUGAGGCUGCCAAUAGUGGAUAUUCCUGGAUGAUCACCAAGGGGAGAAAUAGUUACGAGUAUGUGGAUGGGAAAGAAGAGUCUUGCUCUAACUGGAUGAGGUAUGUGAAUUGUGCCCGGGAGGAGGAGGAACAGAACCUAGUGGCAUUCCAGUAUCAAAGACAAAUCUUCUACCGAACCUGCCGAGUCAUUCGGCCUGGCUGUGAGCUCCUUGUCUGGUACGGGGAUGAGUACGGUCAAGAAUUGGGCAUCAAGUGGGGAAGCAAGUGGAAAAGGCCCCUCACAGGUAUCACAGACUUCUCCACUCAUGCCUUCCUCAGUCAACAAGGGCUCAAACAGCCCUCUCAAGGAUUCCUGGAUUCAACCACAGGAAGUCAUGGGCUGGGCGAUCUCCAUCCAGACCAGCUGCUUCCACCUGGUUACAGUUGUGUAAGUGACAAAGCAGAAACAUCACGAAAAGAACACCCUAGCUCCUUGUGGGAGAAGAUCAAGCAAGUGGAUCUGGAGGAACCAGCCAGCCUUCCUCAGAGACAGCAAGUGAGAGAGAAGGAAAGCAACCUUGGGGAGUGGGAUCUCAGCAGGAUCCAAGGGGAGAGAGUGAAACUGACCUCAUUGGCAUUACAGGAGGAAUCUCAAGAAGGGCUUGGGCAAUACAAGUGUGGUGAAGGCAAGCAAAGAUAUAGCUCAAAGUCAGGCCUUAUUAGACAUAGGCAGCGGACACACUCAGGAGAAAAGCGUUAUGUGUGCGAGGAGUGCAAGCGGGGAUUUGCACGGAGGUCAUACCUCAACAUACACAGGCGGAGACACUCAGGACAGAAGCCUCAUGUGUGUGAGGAGUGCAAGCGGGGAUUUGCAGACAGGUCAACCCUCAUCAGACACAGGUGGACACACUCAAAAGAGAAACCUUAUAUAUGUGAGGUGUGCAAGCAAGGAUUUACACAGAAGUCAUAUCUCAUCAGACACAGGUGGAGACACUCAGGAGAGAAGCCUUAUAUGUGCGAAGAAUGCAAGCAGGGAUUUGUAGGCAGGUCGACCUUCAUCAAACACAGGUGGAAACACUUAGGAGAGAAGCCUUACCUGUGCAAGGAGUGCAAGCAAGAAUUUGUAGGCAGGUCAACCUUCAUCGCACACAGGCGGACACACUCGGGAGAGAAGCCUUAUGUGUGCGAGGAGUGUAAGCGAGGAUUUACACAGAGGUCACAUCUCAUCACACACACCCGGAUACACUCAGGAGAGAAGCCUUAUGUGUGCAAGGAGUGCAAGCGAGGAUUUACGCAGAGAUCACAUCUUAUCACACACAAGCGGACACACUCAGGAGAGAAGCCUUAUGUGUGUGAGGAGUGCAAGCAAAGAUUUACACAGAGAUCAUACCUCAACACACACAGGUGGAGACAGGCAAAGGAGUCUUUUGUGCAUGAGGAGUGCAGGUGAGGAUUUACAGAGAGAUCACAGCUCAUCACACACAGAUGGACACACUCAGGAGAGAAGCCUUAUGUGUGUGAGGAGUGCAAGGGAGGACUUAGACAGAGAUCAUAUCUAACACACACAGGUAGAAAUAUAGGGAAAGAGGAGCCUUAUGUGUGUGAGGAGUGCAGGUGAGGAUUUGUAGACAAGUCAGCCUUCAUCCCAUACAAGUGAACAUGCUCAGGAGAGAAGCCAGUCAAAGAUUUACCAAGGAUUUAGACCUCAGUACAUGCAGAUAAACAUACUAAAGAGUAACAUCUUACACAUGGCAAGCACCAUGGGCAAUAGUUCAUUAUUUUGCCAAAUCUGAUCACAUAUAAACAGUAACAUCUUAUCAAUAGAUAGCCUAUAUACUAGGUACACAUAUAUGGAAGAAAUGGGACCCCCCCCCCUUUCUGAUCAGCCUGAGACAACAUUCAAAAAGUCAGCCUAACCACUGCCCGGUCAUUACUCUGAGAAUGGGGCUUAGAGUAAUUGAAUAGGCACAAGGCUUCCAGAAAUGAAUAUGAAUAGUUAGGAAAUAAUCUGAAGUUCAGUUUGGAGAGAUUAUGCUCCUUCUUGUGUUUCUGUUUCAUCCUGAGACAGCAUUCAAAUAACCACUGUCCAGUCAUUACUCUGAGAAUGGGGCAAAGAGUUAACUAAUAGGCAUAAGGCUUCUAGGAGAUGAAUUUGAAUAGUUAGGAAAUAAUCUGAAAUUCAGUUUGGAGAGAUUAUGCUCCUCGCUGUGUGUUAAGUGUUUUACUGCAAUAAAUUUUUCAAGUCUUUAUGCCUUACCACUAAGAAAAAAUG
Molecule: messenger RNA, 3174 nt
Organism: Antechinus flavipes (yellow-footed antechinus)
Lineage: Eukaryota; Metazoa; Chordata; Mammalia; Dasyuromorphia; Dasyuridae
Product: histone-lysine N-methyltransferase PRDM9-like
Biological process (GO): positive regulation of reciprocal meiotic recombination; regulation of DNA-templated transcription
Cellular component (GO): nucleus
Molecular function (GO): recombination hotspot binding; protein binding; histone H3K36 methyltransferase activity
Source: RefSeq, a predicted model, not a curated record